GCAAGAUGAAGUCGAUACAACGUUCACUGGUAUUAAUGCUCGGUGCAUUCCUAUCAUUCACCGUUAUCUGUUCUGCGGAUCAGUACGAAGAAGUGGAAUGUAACCUUACCGAGGAACAGAGAAAGAAUCCAAGUCUAUCAACUGCACCAGAUGGGAUAAUUUCAAUUGCAAUCGACCAUGGAUCAUCCGAGCAAGAGGAUGAAUCGGAAAAGGAAGUUGAAACUGGCACUAGUCCGCAGCUGCCGGAACCCAGAUUGGUGAAAAAUGCAGAAAAACCAAAAGAGAAGUUUGAUCCCGUAAAUACUUACCAAAAGACAAAGGAUGUUCUAUACAAUGUGAUUCAAAAAGCGGCUUACAUACAAGAUUCAUAUCUUCGAACAGAAGUUCUUAAUGGCUUGGCGGUAAACUUACAAAAUCCAUUGAUGAAUUCAGUCGGCCAUUUUGGAUAUUAUUCGAAGGUACAACCGUGUUUAAAAAAUCUGGAUAAAGAUGUUCGGGCAAUCAUUGCCAACAGCGAGAAAGCAUUCAACGAUUGUCAAUCUGGAUACGACAGAUCACACUCGUCUUGUGUCUACGUCGGUAAAUCCAAAGUUGACGAUGCCAACCGAAUUUACAUCUCUAUCAGGGAUUGCAUUCUAGCAAAUGUGUCUCGCCCGUAAACUGGAAGUACAUGGCAAUGAAGUUACUCCAUCAGAUGUUCCAAAUCGCUUUAGCGCUAGGGCAGAGUGGGGUAUCAUGGGUCUUUUUUAUCUUUGCUCCAUAAAUUCUUUGUUAUAAGAGAUAAAAUAUAUUUAUCUUAUACAUAUAGUUUUCCACAUUUCUUACGUAU
Molecule: messenger RNA, 829 nt
Organism: Uranotaenia lowii
Lineage: Eukaryota; Metazoa; Arthropoda; Insecta; Diptera; Culicidae
Exons: 3
Coding region: 6-659 (217 amino acids)
Source: RefSeq, a predicted model, not a curated record